Leptopilina boulardi is the source of this 1912-nucleotide messenger RNA. RefSeq names its product venom metalloproteinase 2-like. Gene Ontology annotation, molecular function: metalloendopeptidase activity. The record is from RefSeq and is a predicted model, not a curated record. The transcript is spliced from 14 exons. NCBI's taxonomy places the organism in Eukaryota, Metazoa, Arthropoda, Insecta, Hymenoptera, Figitidae. Bases 189 to 1775 code for a protein of 528 amino acids. Gene Ontology annotation, biological process: proteolysis.
UUUAAAAAAAAUUUCAUUGAAAAAAAAAAUUAAUUUCUUUAAACAAAAAAAAAAAAAUAUUUUUCACUUGUAUUAAUAGUAAAAAUUUUAUUUAUUUAUUUUUUUAAAUACAUUUUUGUUUUUAACUAUUUGGAGGUAUUUUUAAAAAAAUUUAAAAAAAAAUUAAAAAAUAAAUUCAAAAAAAAAAAAUGAUGCUUUUUGUGACGCUUUUUUGCGCGUUUCUUGUGCCAUUUACACAAUCAUGGAAGUUUCAUGAAGAUAUGACAAAAGAUGAAAUUAAAGAGAUAUUUCAAACCACACCUGAAGCUGUACCAGAAUACGAAGUAGUUAAAGUUAAACACAAAAUUCAUAAAAGAGCAACAACAAUAUUAAGAGCACGAAUUUUUAAUCAAGAAAAAACAUUAUAUCUAGAACCAGUCGAAGGUUUAUUAAUUGGUGAACAUACAAAAGUUUGGAAGGCCAAGAGUACAUUUAAUGGUCUCGAUUAUACAGAGGUUCCAGAUGCAAUGAAAAAUAUUGGUCAAUUGUAUCAAGAUGUAAAAAAUGAUGCAGCAAUCACGGUAAAAACUGACGAAGAGGGAAAUAAAGAGUUUGACGGCAUAUUUGGACGUUUCUUUGGUAUAAAACCAAUACCAAGAAGACAUCGUUUUCGUCGUAAUGUUUCAAAUAAUUCAGACGUUAAUUAUUUAAAUUUACCUGAUCACAUUGUUUUUAAAAUUGCCGAACCAUCUUUAAAUAUUACCAAACUAUUUUCAUCCAAGAAAUAUGAUAAUGAAGAAAUAGUUUCGCAAAAUAUAAAUAAAAGAACAAAACGAUCAGCUCCAAAUGUUGUCUAUCCGGAAAUUUUAGUAUUUAUUGAUCAGAAAUUAUUUAAUGUUUUUAAUAGAAAUGUAACAAAAGCAGUGGGUUAUAUCGCAAGUUUGUUUAAUGGAAUUGAUCUAAGAUACAGAGCAAUUGAACGUCCAAAAAUUCGUCUAAACGUUGCUGGAAUUGUUUUAAUUGAUGGAUUUAGUUUAUUUUUAAAAACCUACAUAAGAGAAAGACAUUUAUCGGUGGAUGAGUCAUUGGAUGAUAUUGCAAAGUUUUUGGUGGAAGAGAAGCAAUUCACCUUCAAGAAGGAUUAUGACAUCGCAUUAUACAUAACAGGAAUGGACCUGGAAGUAAAAAAUGAAGAUGGAACAUAUGAAAAAGAUGUGGCAGGAAUUGCAUAUUUUCAGGGUGCAUGUAGAAAGGACUUUAGAGGUGUACGAUCAUUGGGUCUCAUUGAGGAUGAUGGCUCUUUUAAUGGAGUAAUCAAUGGUGCUCACGAAUUGGCCCAUGUUAUGGGUGCUGAACAUGAUAAUAUGAAAGAAGGACCGGAAGCAUGCAAUUGGGACAAGGGUUACAUUAUGAGUUACGAUGGUAAAGAUGUAAAUAAAUUGCGUUUCUCACCAUGCAGUCAAGAGGAAUUGAGAAGUUUUAUUAACGAUGAGAAGAGAAAUUGUCUUUAUAAUUCUCCACCAGUGGAUAAACCAUUGCCAAAAAUUUUACCCGGUACAUAUUUAUCAUUAGACGAUCAAUGCAUGGCAAUGUCAAAUACCAAAAGUUGUGGAGAACAACGAAAUGUUUGUGUCGCUUUAUUUUGUAAGCAUCCGGAUUUAACAAAAAGAGGUGUUUGCAUUUCAAAAAAUCCAGCUGCCGAAGGAUCGACAUGCGAUGAUAAUAAAAUCUGCCUCAAUGGAGAAUGUGUCAGUAAAACAUCAUCAAUUGUACCUGGAGUGAUUAGUUAUUAUUGAAGGAAAAAAAAAAAUUAAACAAAUAAAUAUAUAAAAGAAUAAAUUUCGUAAAAUAUUAUUCUUAGUUAAUAUUAAAUAUUUAAAUGUAUCGCAACCUCUGAUGUCUUAAAACAAAUAAACUUUAUAGUUAAUAUUAA